AUGAUCGAUACUAAAGCCAUUGGAAAACUUAACAGCAUAUUAAAAUGCAACCAAAGAAAUCACCAAAAAAGUGGAAAGAAAAAUAACACACCACAUAGGGUAGAAAAUGAAAAAUACUUUUCCCGAACAAAUUUGAUAAGAGAAAAAUAUAUUAAAAAAAUAAUAAAUGAAUAUGGAGAUGAUUUAACACAUAUUAUUGAUACUUCAAGCGAUAAAAAUAAUAAAGAAAAAUUAAAACGUAUUCAAAAUAAAAACCAAAAUAACGAUAUUGAAUUUACACAUUUAAAUAACUUUGAAAUAGAUCGCCAAUUAUGCAAAAUUAAAGGAAAAAAUAUAUAUGAAGGAACAGCAGGAAAAAUUAAUGAAGUAAUAAUUGAAACAUUAAAUAAAUCAGGACAAUGUAUAUAUGUGGAAAAUUCUAUAUUUGAAGCAUAUAUAAAAAAAAAAAAAAAUGUAGAUAAAUUAAAUUAUAUAAGGGAAUAUCCAAAGGAAGAAGAUGGAUAUGACACAUUCAUACAUAAUAAUUUAUAUAAUGAUCAUUUAUACAAAAAACAUGAAUCGUUAAUAAAUUUUGAUUACAAUAGAUAUAAUGUUAAUUCUAUAUUUUCAAAUUAUAAAAAUAUAAAAAAAAAGGAACUAAAUAGUGAUAAUAAUACCAUCUUUGAUGAAAACAAUGAAUAUAAUAAUCUAUAUAAAAAUUAUGAAACACAAAAUCAAUUUAAUAACAAUUAUGUCUAUAAAACAAAUAUUAAUAAAUCAUCAAAAAAAAAUAAAAACAAUUAUAAUGACGAAAAUAGUCACUAUAAUGAAACUAUAAAGACUGCUUACAUUUUUGAUCCUUUUGAAUAUGAUGAUCAAAAUAUAAAACUAACAGCAAAUUCAAUCAAAUGUAAUGUACGUGAUUUAAAAAAUGGUACAUAUGUAAUAUCUUAUACUAUUAGAAAAAGUGGUCAAUAUUAUCUCUCCAUAUUUUAUAAAAAAAAACCUGUAGCAAAUACUCCUUACAGUAUUACCAUCAAACCAUCAACACCAUAUCCUCCAAAUUGUCUAGUGUAUAAAUAUAUAAACCACAGGCUAAUCACCCCUAUCAAUAAAACAGGCAAAAAUGAAGCAAGCGAAAAUGAAACAAGCAAAAAUGAAGCAAGCGAAAAUGAAGCAAGCAAAAAUGAACACAAUUGGAAAACAAGAAAUGAAAAAAAUGAUAUAGAAAAUAUUGGGUCAAAAAACAUAUUCCAUCAAACAAUUGAAACACAAUCAAAUACUUCUAACAAUUACAGUAAUAAUGAAAAUGAUACAUUUUAUGAUUCAUCACAAAGUGGGGGAUACAAUUCUGAAUGUAACGAAGAUUCAAAUAAUUGUAAAAAUAUGCAUGUAUUAAAAUUUGAAGAUGAAGAAGAUAAUGAAGAAAAUAAAAAAUUCAACAACUUUUUCAUUCAAUGUUACGAUGCAUAUAAAAAUAAAAUAAAAGACGGAAAUGAAACAUUUGAAGUAACAGGAUUAGGUGAUGUCAAAAUCACAAAAGUAAACAACUUAUCAAAUGGAAUAUACGAAGUUAUAUAUAAAUAUGUAAAAAAAAAUUAUCAAAAAUAUAACAAAGACGAUUUUGUUACACCACCCAACUAUAACACUUAUAGAGAAAUAAAAGUAAAAUUAAAUGGAUGUCAUGUUAAAGGCUCACCAUUUCAAAUAAUUUUAAAAAAUGAUAAAAAAUAUGAAUAUUUAAAUAAAAUAAGAAAUUUAUUACCUAUUAAUAAUAUUAAUGUGUUUAACCCUAUCGCUAGCUUAAAUAACAUAAUUAAUUCAUAUAAAUAUAUAAAAACAAAUUAUUUUACAAAUGAAAAUGGAAAUAUAUUUAUGAAUAUAAAUCCAUAUUACAAAAAUAAAGAACUUGAUAAAAUUUUGAAAAAAGUUGAUGCUAAUCUUAUAUCUAUUAUGUCUAUACCUAUGAAAGAACAAUUAUUUAAUUAUAUACGACAUAUUAAUCGUGAUAAACAUAUAAUUAAAUUAAAAAGUAUAUUAUUUAAAGAAUUAAUUACUUCUCUUUAUAAAAUUAUUAACUGUUCAGAACAAAUUUAUCAGGGAUUAGAAGAAGAUGAACAAAGUUUAGUCAAACUUCGCCAAAUACAAAAUGAUACUAUUAGUGAUGUAAAUACUAUGUACCAAUCUUUGAAAGAUAAAAAUGUACACACAUUACCAUUUGAUUUUUCAAUUAAUGAUAUGAAAUUAUAUGAACAAAAAUUAAAAGAAACAAAAAAAAAACUAUUAGAAAAGCAAAAAGAAUUAAUAGAUAAAUAUACAAACAUCAAAAAUAAAGAACAUCAAUUCUAUAAAGACAGAGAAGAUAUAACUAAACAACUGGUUGAUAAAUAUGAAUUACAUCAAAUUAUGUAUGAUCAAUCAAAAAAUGCUUUAAUGCAAACAAAUGCUAAUUUGAAAAAAAAAACUCUAACCAGUAUUAACCAAGCAUACAAACGAGAAAAAAAAAUGAUUAUGUUUAAAGGGACUAAUAAUUUAGAUGGAAUUUAA
Messenger RNA from Plasmodium yoelii, 2526 nucleotides. Its product is annotated as conserved Plasmodium protein, unknown function. The record is from RefSeq and is a predicted model, not a curated record. Gene Ontology annotation, molecular function: protein binding. NCBI's taxonomy places the organism in Eukaryota, Apicomplexa, Aconoidasida, Haemosporida, Plasmodiidae. Bases 1 to 2526 code for a protein of 841 amino acids. The transcript has a single exon.